GCGGGGCGGCGGCAGUUGUCUGGGCGGUUGGCUCACCACGCGGUUUGUGGAAUCUUCGAGGCUCGCUCGAGCUGAGGCUAGGCAGCUGGGGCGCGGUACGGGAGCCCGAGCGUGCCCGCUGCGGCGUCUAGUUUGGAGGACGGCGCGUCGUCUGCGAGUUCAUUGCGAGUGAGCAGCAAUCCGGGAGGCCAGGACAGGGGCGCGGCCGCAGCGGUGCGCAUAUGCUCGGGGCGAGUUCAUCCGGUGGCACGAGAGGCGCGGGGAAGAUGCUCCAGGUCCUGGUGCUGAAGAUUGAAGAUCCAGGUUGCUUCUGGGUUGUUAUAAAAGGGUGCAGUCCCUUUUUAGAUCAUGAAGUUGACUAUCAAAAACUCAGUCGUGCCAUGAAUGACUUCUAUAGCAGUAUGUGUCAAGAUAUAGAAAUAAAACCAUUAACGUUGGAAGAAGGACAGGUUUGUGUGGUUUAUUGUCAGGAACUCAAGUGCUGGUGCCGGGCUGUUAUUAAGUCGAUCGUGUCUUCAGCUGACCAUUACCUGGCAGGGUGUUUCCUUGUGGAUUUUGCCAGAUACAUUCCAGUGAAAUCCAAAAACAUCCGAGUUGCAGUAGCAGCUUUCAUGCAGCUUCCCUACAGAGCAAAAAAAUUCAGACUGUACUGCACAAAACCUGCCACGUUGCACAUUGACGUCUGUGAAGACAGCUCUGAGAUUGUACCCGCCAAGAAAUGGGACAGUGCAGCUGUCCAGUACUUUCAGAACCUUCUGAAAGCAGCUACCCAGGUGGAAGCCAAAUUGUGUGCUGUGAAAGAAGAUACUUUUGAGGUUUACCUCUAUGUAACUAUAAAAAAUGAAAAGGUUUGUGUUAAUGAUGAUCUGGUUGCAAAGAACUUCGCAUAUUACAUAUCACCUAUGGAAAAUAAAAACCUUGAUGCUCUAGAGAAACCAAGAUUGAAUAUGAAGACAGCAUCCUUUUCCAAUAAACUCAAUCCAGCACUUACUCUUUGGCCAAUGUUUUUGCAAGGAAAAGAUUCUCAAGGGAUGGAAAGUGAGUGGAUUCUCAUCAUUGCCACCUUGGCCUUUUCGGGCUGUCAUGUCCGAGUCCUUGAUUCGGGAAGACUGCCAGGCUCCAUCUGGGCCCCCGUCCCUGCAUCCUGGAAGCUCUGUCUACACAGUAAAACUAUAAAAUGUAAUGCGGAUUCACUGAGUUCACCUAAAAAAACACCUGAAAAGAACCAGCAGUGCAUCUCUUUAAAAGAUGUAAAUAAGUAUGUGAAAUCUUCAGUGUACUGGCCGUCAAAAAGAGGCAUAACCAUAUAUGCUGAUCCAGAUAUACCAGCAGCAAGCGCUUCCUGCCAGAAGCCACCUGCGAAGCCGCUGAGGCUGGCUGAGAAGAGGGAGCACAAUGAGAAGAAUGGCUGUGUGAAAUUAUUGCAGUUUCUAAAUCCUGAUCCUUUGAGAGCUGAUGGAAUCUCUGAUCUUCAGCAGUUGCAGAAGCUGAAGUCGGGCUCCCGGCAGCCCUUGGUGGUGCUGCGGAACAAGAUCGAGCCCUGCUUAUCCAUUGACACGGCGCCACUCUCCGCAGACCUGAGAAAGGCUCUUCAAAGGAAUAAGUUUCCGGGACCCAGCCACACUGAGUCUUACUCUUGGCCUCCCAUAGCACGUGGCUGUGAUGUGGUGGUCGUUUCUCACUGUGGAAAUGAUCCUCUGUUGUACCUUCCACCAUUGCUUACAAUUUUGCAAACUGGGGCCUGCUACAAGUCAUUACCAAGCAGAAACGGACCUCUGGCAAUCAUCGUGUGCCCUGGCUGGAAAAAGGCCCAGUUUAUUUUUGCAUUACUGGGAGACUACGGCACGUCCUCCAGGCCGCUGCAUCCUAUGUUGCUGACAGUCGGACUCCACAAAGACGAAGCCAAAAAUCUGAAGCUUCCAAGGGGGUGCGAUGUGAUUAUUACUACACCCCACAGCCUCCUGAGGCUUCUCCAGUAUCAAAGCUUGCUAUUCCUUAGACUCUGUCACCUCGUUUUGGAUGAGGUGGAAGUACUGUUCUCUGAAGCCAACGAGCAAAUGUUUGCUAUAUUAGAUAACUUCAAAAAAAAUAUUGACGUUGAAGAAAGGGAGUCUGCUCCACAUCAGAUUGUUGCAGUUGGAGUUCACUGGGAUCGACAUACAGAGCAGUUAAUCAGAGAGUUCAUGAAUGACCCCUACGUCGUGAUCACGGCCAUGGAGGAGGCUGCCCUCUACGGCAAUGUGCAGCAGGUAGUACACCUUUGCCUGGAAUGUGAAAAAACCUCUACUUUGCUCCAAACUCUUGAUUUCAUUCCAAGUCAGGCACAAAAGACCUUGAUCUUCACCUGUUCUGUAGCUGAAACAGAAGUAGUGUGUAAGGUAGUAGAGAGCAGUUCCAUAUUUUGCUUGAAGAUGCAUAAAGAAAUGGCUUUUAAUUUUAAAAGUGUUUUAGAACAGUGGAAGAAGAAGUUAAGUUAUGGCUCUCACAUUGUAUUAGCCUUAACAGAUGACUGUGUACCACUUCUGGCCAUCACUGAUGCCACCUGUGUGAUCCACUUCAGCUUUCCUUCCUCGCCCAGAAUUUUUGGUGGACGCCUGUAUUGCAUGUCCGAUCAUUUUCAGAGUUUAACGGAACAGGGUUCUCCUGCAGAACAGGGAGAUAAAAAAACCAAAUCUGUCUUGCUGCUGACGGAGAGAAACGCAUGCCACACAGUUGGUGUCCUGCACUACUUGGAGCGAGCAGAUGCCAAGAUCCCUUCAGAGCUGUAUGAGUUUACUGCGGGGAUUCUGGAAGCCAAAGAAGAUAAAAAAGCCAGAAGGCCUCUUUGUCCGUAUCUUAAGGCUUUUGGUUUUUGCAAGAACGAAAGGAUCUGUCCUGAUCGACACCAUGUUAAUCCCGAAGCAGACAUGCCAAGGAAAUUAUCCAACCAAGCUCUUCCAGUGUUUGGAUACAUAAAAAUAAUACCCUUUUAUAUUUUGAAUGCAACGAAUUACUUUGGUCGUAUAGUUGGUAAGCAUGUGGAUCUUUAUGCAACUCUUAAUGCUGAAAUGAAGGAGUAUUUUGAGGAUUCCACUGAUAAAACAGCUGUUGAAAAGGUGGAGAAAUGUGGAUUAUAUGGAUUAGCAGAAAAAACAGUUUUUCACAGGGUUCAGGUGCUGGAGGUAGGCCAAAAAGAAGACACAUGGGCCCCGGAUAACGUUCUGGUGAAGUUUAUAGACGAAGGCAGGACUGGACUGGUCACAGGAGACCAGCUGCUGCAGCUCCCGGAACGCUUCCACACUCUGCCCCCCCAGGCCGUGGAGUUUAUUGUUUGUAGAGUGAAACCCGCUGACAAUGAAAUUGAAUGGAAUCCAAAGGUUACUAGGUACAUUCAUCAUAAAAUUACUGGAAAACUGCACGAUGCAAAAGUGAUGUUGGCUUUAGGAAAUACAGUUUGGGUUGAUCCAAUGGUGCACAUUACAAAACUUCCAAACUUGAAAACUUCUGUCGUUGAUUACAACGUCCGGGCUGAAAUUUUGUCAACGGGAAUGGGCAUUGAUAACUCAGAGCACAUAGAACAACUGAAAAAAUUAUACAAAGGAGCUAACAUGCCAGCUUUCGAAGACGGCCCAAGCCAGACCCUGAUGCCUUCUUCAACAGAAGAUAGUGCUUGUCUGCAGAGCACGCGGCAGGAGGACAUGGGCUCAGAGAGAGGUGCUGACUCCGAGACAAACUCAGAAAAUGAAAAGCAUGAAACUUCAUCUGAAAACACUGGAGAUGCUUCCAUUAACAAAACUACAGCGCCUCUGAAAAGCUUCCACCCACAGAUAAAGUGGUUCCAAAAGGAGGAUGUCGUCAUACUGAAGAUAAAAAUAAGGAAUGUAAAAGAUUACAAAUGUAAAUAUUUUAGAGAUAGAGUCGUUUUCAGUGCCUGGGUGGGAGAGAAAUUUUACCUCGCUGACAUGGAGCUGCAGGCCAACAUCAUAAAAGAUGACUGCAAAUGCGUCAUCGAGCAUGAUGAACCCAUCAUCACUCUUGCCAAAGAGAGGAGGGAAUCCUGGCGUGGCCUGCUCAGACAGCGGAACCCCAAUGUGGCUUUUGACUUUGACCACUGGGAAGACUGUGAAGAGGAUAAGGAUAGCCACUUCUCCAACGUUGUAAAUUCUAAAAACCUGCCCCGCAAAGCGGCACAGUUGAUUGACACCAGUGACGAGUCUUCGGAGGAAGACGAGAGCGAGAGUGAAUGAGACGUGAAUGAAGACCUGCGGGGCAGCCAGGGGCCUCCGAACAGAAACGGACACGUGACUGAAAGCUAAGAAAACAGGCAGUCAUGUUCAAAAUUUUUUCAUCUCAAGGGUAAAUAAUGGCAAAAAAAUUCUUGACUGAUUUGCACGUGGGCUGACGAGGAGACUGUGGAGGGAAGGUGGAAGCAGAUACGCGGUGCAAGACUGGCAGCCGCGCUCGCGCCGCUUCUCCUGCGAAGCCCUCGGCACAUUCAAGCGGAGGGACGGGCACGCCGUGCACGUGGGCGACGAGUUUGUUCCAUCUGGAGUCAGUUUGUUUUGUUUUUUUCAUUGAGGUCUGUAUGUGGUGCAUUCCUUAAAACCUGGUCCUGUGCAUGUAAGUGGAGGUUUCUCUCUUACAGGUCAUACCCUGCACUGCUUAACAGACCUUUUCAACCGCGGCUUGGUUAGUUGGGUUUCCACGUAACUGUCUGUGUGCUAGUACACCUGAUAAUCUCUAGAUACUGACACUUACCCAAGGUAGGUUCACUUCUCGUGACAAGGCGGUCCGAGGAUGAGAAGGGGGUGGCCUCAGCAAAACCAGCCCCACCCAGGGCUCCUGGGGGAAAAGCCGGUGCUCCUGAGGAAGCCCGGCAUCCUGCAGGGUCCUGGGCAAACUGAGAGGCCUGUGCGGGGUGCCUGGUGCUCAGAACACCUGCGUGUGGUGAGCCCCGCAGACACUCAACGGCCCCAUCCUGGGGUGAGGCUGCGGCGCCCAGGAGCACCAGGUUUAUCAAGAGGCAUGUGUGUUGUCAGCGCCGCCUCCCGUGAACUGAAGAGGCCAGGAGAGCUGCUGGGAGACGGACCCCCCAGCACCGCGUCCGUGGCCCGACAGCCCAGAAGUGGGAGAACGUUGACAGGACGUGACUGCUGUGACUGUCCCCAAGAUCUGUAGUCAUUUUAUACAUCAGAAGGCACAGGUGCCCACGUUUGUGUCUGUCUCGGGUGUAAACCACCACCUGAGCGAGAGGUGAAUGCUGUCAUCAAGCUGUCGUGUCCUGUGAGCAGGUGUGGGUCACCCUCUGGCUCUCAGUUUCCUCAUCUGUAAAAUAAGAUACUCUGCUCCUUGUGGGGUCUUGCCUGGCCUCAGGGGGGCCCCCAGAGCACUGCGGGGCAGGUCAGGCCGCUGUCCUCUGGUGGGAUGAUGCAGCGUCCAGCCUGGACCACUGCUGGGAGUGCACCUUUGCUGCCCUGGGACUCCCGCGAGUGGACUGGCAGGUGUCCGACUGGCACGUGAAGUGGACGGGGAGUGACUCACCCUCCUCUUGGCUAAACUGGGCAGGCCCUUGGGAAGCGCGAAGUUCUGGUGUCUUUUCCUGGCAAAGGUUCUGACUCUGCGAAGCUCUUUUGACAUCCUCAUCACGGAUCUGUUUCUGUAGAUACAGCUUUGCUCCCGCUGGGGAGGCCUUUGGGUUGGCGGCAAGCCUCCUGAGCUGCACUGGCUUCCCCUGAGGCUGUUGGCCACCUGCAGUGUGUGCUGGGCUGUGUUGUCUCCUUUGUAAGCCGGAGCAAAUGAUAGUAGCGGGUAACAGAGCUGCACAAGUGUGUGUUUCCCAUGUUAAGUGGGGGGGGGUGUCCCGCUC
Molecule: messenger RNA, 5845 nt
Organism: Vicugna pacos (alpaca)
Lineage: Eukaryota; Metazoa; Chordata; Mammalia; Artiodactyla; Camelidae
Source: RefSeq, a predicted model, not a curated record